GAUAUACCACGCCACUUACAUAUUGGAAUCUAUUGUUUCAUUGGGUUAUCUAUACUCGGUUACACUUUACUGAGCGCUGAGAAACCAAAGGCAACAAAGCAAGAUGGACAAUAUCCUGGCUCCGAUCCAGAACGCAUUAGAAGGUCAAAUCGACUUUCACGGCCAACAACUCGCUGAAACCCUCUCAACGAUUCUCCUAGUUAUUUCCGGCAUCGUCGCUUUCAUCGUCGGCUAUAUCCAGCAAGAUAUUUAUCUUACACUCUGGAUCGGACUUGCAGGUACCGCUAUUACAGGUUUCGUCGUUAUUCCGCCGUGGCCGUUCUAUAACCGGCAUCCGGAGAAGUGGCUCGAUUCUACAGGUAGUAACACGAAUUCGGCGAUCAAUGUGCCUGGGAUUGUUGUUGAUGGGGUAAAGGUUCGAUAAAUCUACGAGAAAGAUGGGGCAAUCAAAUGGGAAAGCAUUCUUGUACCUCGACAUUGGUAUACGAUGCAAUAUUAUCUGUUUUAGCGGUUUUAAUAUGGGACGGCGUUUUGUUUCUAUUCUCUGUGUAUUUGGA
Molecule: messenger RNA, 557 nt
Organism: Talaromyces stipitatus ATCC 10500
Lineage: Eukaryota; Fungi; Ascomycota; Eurotiomycetes; Eurotiales; Trichocomaceae
Product: microsomal signal peptidase Spc12, putative
Exons: 3
Coding region: 104-424 (106 amino acids)
Biological process (GO): protein targeting to ER
Cellular component (GO): signal peptidase complex; endoplasmic reticulum membrane
Source: RefSeq, a predicted model, not a curated record